Molecule: messenger RNA, 1023 nt
Organism: Scylla paramamosain (green mud crab)
Lineage: Eukaryota; Metazoa; Arthropoda; Malacostraca; Decapoda; Portunidae
Product: ran-specific GTPase-activating protein-like
Exons: 5
Coding region: 337-642 (101 amino acids)
Biological process (GO): intracellular transport
Cellular component (GO): cytoplasm; nuclear pore
Molecular function (GO): GTPase activator activity
Source: RefSeq, a predicted model, not a curated record
CCAUCACCAGCAGCAGUAGCAGCAGCAGCAUGGCAGUAGUAGCAGGAGUAGUGAAUGGUCACACGUAUGUGGUGACUACUUGGACUAUCAGGCCGCCCUUGUAGUGUGCUGGACUAUUGGUCAACAAUGAGCCGAGAAAGUUACUUAGUACAACAAUUUCGGCGAUAGUAGUGGCUGAGUUGCCGAUCCAAAGGCCUGGUUUAAGAGUGAUCCCGAGCUAUCUGUACCAUCAAGAUCAAGAUCGAGCGUCCAUAUCAGAUGGCGAGUCUGCUUACAAAAUUGCAUCGGAGGGACUGAUAGAGGCAGCCACAAUUAUCCAUCAUCAUCGGCGACACCAUGGCUCUUGAGAAGACAGACCUCGAUGACAGCGUGGUGAGCGAGGAGGGGGAGUCAACCAGCAGAGUAGGGGAGCAUGACCCCUACUUUGAACCAGUGGUGACCUUGCUGGAGGUCUUCGUGGUUAGUGAUGAUGACCAGGAGGAGGAAAUGAUAACACUGAGUUUUGAGGUCAGGCAGUACAAGCUGUUUCGUUAUCACACCUCUGAGUCGCCCCCACAGUGGAAGGAACGGGGCAUGGGGGCCAUUAGCAUUCUGAGGAACAAGCAGAAGAAGGCUGUGGAGUUUGUUCAGCGGCAGAAUUAAUGCCAGUGGCUGAGUUCAGAUCCUCCAAGACACACACACACACACACAGCAGCCCCUCCACCUCCCCACAGCCCUCCACAGUCUCUGACACAGCCCCUGACACAGCAUCUGACACAGCCCCUUCACAGACCACCACAUAUCUCACACAUACAUAAGAACAUAAGAAAUAAGGGAAGCUGCAAGAAGCGACCAGGCUUACACGUGGCAGUCCCUGUAUGAAAUAUACCUACUUAUUUCCAUCUGUUAUCCCCAUCCAUAAACUUGUCUAAUCUUCUCUUAAAGCUCUCUAGUGUCCUAGCACUAACUACAUGAUUACUGAGUCCAUUCCAAUCAUCUAUCACUCUGAGAACCAAUUUUUUUCUUAUCUCCUUCCUAAACCUA